CGUGAUACUAAUACUGCUAAGAAUAUCGUUGAAUGUCGCGCACUGGUCAUAUCGUUGCUAUAUAAAUUAAUAUAAGUGUUAUUUUUAAACUAAUGUUUAUGAUUUUUUUCGUUUGAAGCGUAUUGUGAACAUUGAUCGUUUUGUACUCCUUAAGUGGAUUAAUUUACUCGGGAUUUUUGGUGAAUGUGUUGAGACAAUGGUGUAUCGAUUAUUUUGCGCUAACGGAAUGUCAUCCCGGUGCCGUGAUGUUAAUAUUAGAAGUCUAUGUUUGUGACCACGAUUACUAUUGUCUAGGCAUCUACGCGUUUUAUAUUGAGCUUGUAACUUCAAUUAAGAGUGGGUGACCAAAAUAGUGUCGACGCUUCUCAUUCGGAUAAAUAUCGUCCGCUCCUUGACAAUAUCUAUUUUGAACAUUUCGUACCUACUAAAAAAGAAAAUCGUGCUCAAAUAUUACGCAGUAAGUUGCCUAUUUGGAGCAAAUAAAGUAAGUAAAUUGUGUCAAUCAUGGCCAAUCCAAAUCGUGAAAGUGUUAGCACUCGUUUUUCCGAUAAUUAUGACCUGAAAGAAGAAUUAGGUAAGGGAGCGUUUUCAAUAGUGAGACGAGCUGUUCAAAAAUCGACUGGAUAUGAAUUUGCGGCCAAAAUUAUUAACACUAAAAAACUCUCGGCUAGAGACUUUCAAAAAUUAGAAAGGGAGGCGAGAAUUUGUCGAAAAUUACAGCACCCUAAUAUCGUAAGAUUACAUGAUUCCAUUCAAGAGGAACAUUUUCAUUAUCUCGUAUUUGACCUUGUUACUGGCGGUGAAUUGUUUGAAGACAUUGUGGCUCGUGAAUUCUACUCCGAAGCUGAUGCAUCUCAUUGUAUACAACAAAUUCUAGAAUCUGUACAUCAUUGCCAUCAUAAUGGAGUUGUGCACAGAGACUUAAAACCGGAGAAUCUUUUACUGGCCAGUAAAGCUAAAGGAGCUGCUGUAAAACUGGCAGAUUUCGGUUUAGCCAUUGAAGUGCAAGGUGAUCAGCAAGCGUGGUUUGGAUUUGCAGGGACACCGGGUUAUCUGUCCCCAGAAGUUUUAAAGAAGGAGCCUUAUGGAAAGCCAGUAGACAUUUGGGCGUGUGGUGUAAUUUUAUACAUUUUGCUUGUUGGAUAUCCACCAUUCUGGGAUGAAGAUCAACAUCGAUUAUACGGACAAAUUAAGGCCGGAGCCUACGAUUAUCCAUCACCUGAAUGGGAUACUGUGACACCUGAAGCUAAAAGCCUCAUAAAUCAAAUGUUGACUGUUAAUCCAAGUAAGAGAAUCACAGCUUCAGAAGCUCUAAAACAUCCAUGGAUUUGUCAUCGCGAACGUGUUGCUUCAGUAAUGCAUAGGCAAGAAACCGUAGAUUGCUUGAAGAAAUUCAAUGCACGUCGUAAAUUAAAGGGUGCAAUUUUAACAACUAUGUUAGCCACUCGCAACUUUUCUGGCAAAUCCAUGGUAAACAAGAAAGGCGAUGGAUCCCAGGUAAAAGAAUCGACUGAUAGCAGUACUACUCUGGAAGAUGACGACUUGGAUAAAGAUAAAAAGGGUGUAGAUCGAGCUUGCACUGUAAUUUCUAAGGAACAUGAUGAAGAAGGAUUAUCCAAAGCAGAUUCAUUUGGCAAAGCUCGUGGUGAUAGCAAUGCUUCAUUGCGUCGUGCUGAAGUAAUUAAAAUCACUGAAGUACUAAUAGAUGCUAUUAAUAAUGGUGACUACGAAACAUAUUCCAAAUUAUGUGAUCCCAAUGUAACUGCGUUCGAUCCCGACGCACUAGGCAACCUCGUGGAGGGAGUAGAAUUCCACAAAUUCUUUAUUGAUAACACUCCCACCCACGUCAAAACUAAUACAACUAUAUUAAAUCCUAGAGUGCAUCUUCUCGGGGAUGAUGUAGCUGUUAUAGCAUAUGUCUGCGUGACCCAAAGUGUGGAUGCCGAAGGAAGACGUGCUACACACCAGUCACAGGAGACUCGUAUAUGGCACAAACGCCACAACAAGUGGACAGCAAUACAUUUUCAUCGCUCCUAACUAGUCCCUUCUUACCAAUCUUUGGCGCCAAAGGAAUAUGGUCUCUUAAAGAAAAUUUUAUGUAACGGUGACGCGAUUGCGACAAUUGUAACUCUUCAAAGUAUUGAAUAAAAGAGACCAUAAAACAUCCUUAGGAAGCUAUUGAUAUAAA
Molecule: messenger RNA, 2188 nt
Organism: Galleria mellonella (greater wax moth)
Lineage: Eukaryota; Metazoa; Arthropoda; Insecta; Lepidoptera; Pyralidae
Gene: CaMKII
Product: calcium/calmodulin-dependent protein kinase type II alpha chain
Exons: 2
Coding region: 505-2037 (510 amino acids)
Biological process (GO): protein phosphorylation
Cellular component (GO): cytoplasm; neuron projection
Molecular function (GO): calmodulin binding; calcium/calmodulin-dependent protein kinase activity; ATP binding
Source: RefSeq, a predicted model, not a curated record